Aspergillus niger is the source of this 219-nucleotide messenger RNA. RefSeq lists its product as hypothetical. The transcript is spliced from 2 exons. NCBI's taxonomy places the organism in Eukaryota, Fungi, Ascomycota, Eurotiomycetes, Eurotiales, Aspergillaceae. The record is from RefSeq and is a predicted model, not a curated record. The coding region runs from base 1 to 219 and encodes 72 amino acids.
AUGAAGGCUCUCCUAUCCUUAGAGAACGAGGUUCGGGGUUGGGGCCCGGAAUUACAGGAAAAUGCAGAAGCAUGCAUUGGCCCUAUUCACGAUAGCGGGAAUGCAUCCGGCGAUGACUGGCAGAAAAUGAUAGCAGCGGAGGUGGUUGAUAACCGCAGAGUGGGGUUGUUGGGCUCCGCAAUAGGCGCGGACGAGAGCAAAAUCCUGGAGGCUGGGUAG